Messenger RNA from Parastagonospora nodorum SN15, 816 nucleotides. RefSeq lists its product as hypothetical. The record is from RefSeq and is a predicted model, not a curated record. The transcript is spliced from 2 exons. Bases 1 to 816 code for a protein of 271 amino acids. NCBI's taxonomy places the organism in Eukaryota, Fungi, Ascomycota, Dothideomycetes, Pleosporales, Phaeosphaeriaceae.
AUGGCACCUUUCCAAGACUACCAGCCGGUUAAGUUUGCGCGCCUGCUGUUCUACUUCAUGCAUGCUGACGGACACCUCGAGCUCGUCAAGGAUGAAGCCGAGCAGCCACAAGCACUCGACAGCGCCUCCUCCGAGGCCUUCUUGGAGGAUGAGGUCCACCAGGAGCCCACCAACAACGACGCCCUCUCCAAGUCAACGGAGGCUGAGGGCCAGCAGGAGCCACAAUCCAAUGGCACCUACUCCGGGUCUCUGACGCGACUCCAGGCCGGCUAUCUCCAUGCCAUCGGCGUUCUCGAUGAGCGCCUCAAGCGACAACAGCAAGAGCUUGACUUGGCGCACGCUGACCUCCAAUAUAUGGAUUUCCUCCAGCAUCAGAACAAACAGCUGACCUUGGAUCUGAAUGCAUCGCGCUCGGUGGCCCAGGAAAUGCGCUCUGCACCGCUCGAGAAGAAGUUGGCAGAGAAGAAUGCCACACUCAAAGACAAGAACGAGAAGAUCUUCGACCUUGAGCAGACGAUUGGACGCCUCCAGAACGAGCUGUACCAGCCGAAGAGGGAGCCUCUGGGCGUGGGUGCAUGGCUACCAGGCCAGCAGAACCAUAAUAACGUCUCUGCAGCGGGACUGCUUCAGCAGAACAGCUACGAGGGAGAAUUGAAGAUGGAGCCCACACCUUACGACCGCAAGAACAUCGGCGCAACUGAAAAAGGCAACGCGGCCAAGAAGAGGAAGCUCGUCGACCUUACGUGCGCAGGCAAGGACGGACUUUCAAACCAGGAUUCCGGUGCUGAUCAGGUCGUUCGUGGAGGCAACGUCUAA